AUGAGUAAUCCGUACGGGCAAAGCUACGAGAUGUCGAAUUAUAAUAAAUAUUCUUCAUCGGGAGAAGAUGAUUUUGUAUCUUUUAUGAAUGAAGUUCAAGAUAUAAACAAUCAAUUAGAUCAAUAUUCGAAUUUAAUUAAUUUAAUUUCCAAUAAGCAAAGAAACUUAUUGCAAGAUUUAGAUUUGAACGAAGAAGAUAGUGAAUAUAAUUCGAAACAAAUUGAUAGUUUAGUAUUAGAAGCACAAUCAUUACAAAAUAAUUUAAAGAAUCGAAUUAAAAAUGUUCAAACCCAAGCAGUUCAGUCUAGAGAUCAAACCAAAAUUGAUCAAGCAGAGAAUUCCCGGGCCAAAUUUUUAGAAUUAAUUCAAGAAUAUAGAUUAAUCGAAGUUAAAAAUCGAGAACAAACCAAAGUACAAGCAGAAAGACAAUAUCGUAUUAUAAAGCCUGAUGCUAGUGAUUCUGAGGUUAAACAAGUUAUUGAAGAAGGAGGAGAUAAUCAACAAUAUUUCCAACAAGCUUUAUUACAAAGUAAUAGAAGAGGAGAAGCAAGAACCGUUUUAAAUGAAGUUCAAAUAAGACACCGGGAAUUAUUAAAAUUAGAAAAAACCAUGGCCGAAUUAACUCAGUUAUUUCAUGACAUGGAAGAAUUGGUGAUUGAACAAGAUCAACCAAUUCAACAAAUUGAUGAACAAGUUGGUGCUGCUCAACAUGACUUAGAACAAGGGGUGGGUCACACCGAUAAAGCAGUUAAAAGUGCCAAAAGUGCUAGAAAGAAGAAAUGUUGGUGUUUCUGGAUCUGUGUUAUUAUUAUUGUUAUUAUAGUUGCAAUUAUUGCCGGUUACUUUGGUUCAAAGAAGUAA
Molecule: messenger RNA, 861 nt
Organism: Hyphopichia burtonii NRRL Y-1933
Lineage: Eukaryota; Fungi; Ascomycota; Pichiomycetes; Serinales; Debaryomycetaceae
Gene: SSO2
Product: syntaxin
Exons: 1
Coding region: 1-861 (286 amino acids)
Biological process (GO): vesicle fusion; exocytosis; intracellular protein transport
Cellular component (GO): endomembrane system; SNARE complex; plasma membrane
Molecular function (GO): SNARE binding; SNAP receptor activity
Source: RefSeq, a predicted model, not a curated record